Molecule: messenger RNA, 829 nt
Organism: Funneliformis mosseae
Lineage: Eukaryota; Fungi; Glomeromycota; Glomeromycetes; Glomerales; Glomeraceae
Source: the annotation of a GenBank genome assembly
UUCGUCCAAAAAUCCAACGGUUGAUCUCGAGAUAUUUGCAACAGCAAGAUGGAACGAGCUCGAUGAACAUUUGGACGGACUCUUACGCGAAAUUGCUCCCGCCAGUAUGAUUGCAUGUUGGUGGGAUUCCAACAAUCAUACAAAUCAUGUUACUAAUUUUGAAGAAUUGGGCCAACCGUCAAAGUUAAGAAGUUCUAAAACUUUGGAAGCACCAGAGAUUCAACACGAUGUUAUGGAAGUAGAUGAUGAAUUAAUUCAUUUAUUAUUUCACAAAUUGGACAUCAAUUAUAAUAUUGCAGCAAUUGUGCGUCUUGAAAAUAAGAAAUGCAGCUCGAAACAUUCUAACAUUCUUCCUCCUAACGCUAGAAAUACAGUUUAUGUUCGUUUCUAUUGCCUCCAACAAGACGAAGGAAGGCGAAGGAAAUGGAUGAUAGAUGAUGCCAUUACGCGAAAUGAACGUUCAAUGGAAUAUUUUGUUGAUCCAAAGGAGCGGAACGUUACAUUCCUUGAUUCGUUGUGUAGAAUUCGUCACGAUCCUUUACACGAGUCUCGAAGUUUAAAACCAAAACGAAGGCUUUAUUUGUAUAUAAUCUUCGACGCUCAUCUUUGCCUUGAUGCUUCCGAAUACAACGAACUCGAUAUCAAUUCUGCCAGUGAUUUCAGCGUUUCAUUUCAGAAAAAUAAGUGGGAUUAUCAGGUUGUUCUCAUUAUCGACGAAUUUGAUAGACUUUAUAAGGCGAAUGAUGAUGUAAAGUUCUCGUGUUUGGAAACUCUUCGUAAUAUUAAGCCAACAAGGGAAAAAUUUGCUAUCUGGUCUAUAGUCGUCACU